Parnassius apollo (apollo) is the source of this 684-nucleotide messenger RNA. The record is from the annotation of a GenBank genome assembly. NCBI's taxonomy places the organism in Eukaryota, Metazoa, Arthropoda, Insecta, Lepidoptera, Papilionidae.
AUGUUCAAGUUGUUGUUGUGCGCACUCUUCGCCGUGGCGGCAGCCGAACCGGGGAUAUUGAUAUCUCCUUCAUAUGUGGAAACCUACUCGGCUCCAGCGACCACCACCGUUACGAGACAUGCCAGCAGUCACAGUGUCAUCAAUACACCCUACUAUUAUCCCCAGGGUAUUAUCCCCGGUUAUCUCAAUGAAAAUCUGCACUUCAUCAAGAAACGGUCCGCUCCUCUCAUCAGCACCUACGGUUUCCCAACAACUUACUUAGCUGGUACACCUUGGACUAACGGCUACUCAUCGUUCAUCCGCUCCAACCCCCUUAUCUCUUACUCACCUAUCCAAUACACUCCCGGUCACUUGAUUAAGAAGCGGUCUGCUGUUUUCGCCGUACCUUCCACCUACUAUACAUCUACUCCUUACGCGUCUUCUUCAUACUACAUCCCCAACUCCUAUGCAACGACCUAUUCCUCUGCUCUGCUCCAUAACACCCCCCUUAUCUCUACAUAUGGUGCUCAACCGCAUUUCAUCAAGAAGAGGUCAGCUGCGUGGGCCCCUACGUCCUACGCACCGUUCGCUUCAAGCUACAUAGCGUCUGGUCCUCUAGCAACCACUUACUCCACGGCUAUCCUACCUAACAACUAUCCAUACUGGUCUUCAUACGCUGCCCUUCCCAUCUUCAAGAAGAAGUAA